This is a messenger RNA of Lactuca saligna, 1724 nucleotides long. NCBI's taxonomy places the organism in Eukaryota, Viridiplantae, Streptophyta, Magnoliopsida, Asterales, Asteraceae. The record is from the annotation of a GenBank genome assembly.
CGGCUGAAAAAAAAACAUGCAGUAACAGAUUUUAGUGUGGAUAAGAUAUUUGCAAAUCUGUUGGUUGUAUGGAAAUGCUUUCAGUUCAUCUUCCAACAUAACUUCAAACACAACGAACUAAGCUUCCAUCAAAACUCAAAGAUAUCAAUUGGCCUCAAUUGAUUACUCGAAUGGCAGCCUUCUGUCCUAUUGGUGCUUUUUGCAGCAGUAGUAAUUCGGUCAAUUCAAUUUUCGUAAACCCUAAACCAUACCGUCGAGCAAUUCCUCACAAAACGUCAUUGUUAACCAACGCAACGUCUCCUUCGUCGACUUCGUAUAAUAAUCCUCAAAAAACAAAUCAGGAAUCGAUGAGCAUCGACGCUCUUAAGCGAUUCAUCAGACUCAAUUUGGGGAACUGGACCGGUUCUUUUCACCAAUUCGAUUCAAUGGGGAAGUUGAUGCAUAAGGUGGAUACCAGGCUAUCCGCGGGAUCUUAUGGUGAAGAUGAGUUGAUUAGUUUGAUUCAGACGUUGUACAUCAAACAAUCAUCUUCAUCAAGCUACUCAGCUUCCAAAACAGAUCAUGAAGCCGAAUGGGCAGAGUACAAAAUCAAAGAAACCAACAUGUUUACUGCUGAAAAAUAUCAACAGAUUGGUUUCUUUCCCCAAGAGAAGGCAUUUGCAUUAAGGUAUCAGACAGCAGGCAUGUUAGAAACAGUAUUAAGAGAAGGAGUAUUAGGUGAAGAUGACAUUGGAGAAGCAUCACCCAAAAACCUGAAGCUUCCUUCUAAAUUACCUUCUAUUGUAUGUGAAAACUGUCUUUAUUCACUAGACAAAGAUUUGAGAGCAAGAGCAUUCCACAUAAUGGAUCCGAAAGGUAUUGUUGAGAUGCUUAUCCUUUUUCUUGAACAAAAAGGUGUUGGAGUGGUUACUCCUCCUUUUCUUGAUGAAUCUAAGGAGAAAGAAAACAGGAUCAAUCAGCAUCUUGGAACAUGGAAAGGUCACUCUGUAACAAAGCGUAGUGGUGUUUAUGGUGCCACUGAUGCUGAAGCUGACACAGUGACAUCACUUAAAAUUGAUGACAAGGGUCAGCUAAUCCAGGAUCAAACAUCAACAUACAAGGACAAAAAUGUAUCGACAAAUGUGCGAUGGACAGGCAAGAUGUCGGGUAACUUGGUGAAAUAUGAUGGUGGCUAUCAAAUCACAUUAUUACCGGGAGGCAUGUACAUGGGGUGUCCAUGUGAUGUGGGAAAACAAGUGGGUGAAGCAAAGUCUUUUCAUUUAGAGUUUUGUUGGGUCGAACCCAAAUCCCCUACAAAAAGACAGAGACUCGUUCGCACUUAUGACAUCGAUGGUUUAGCUGUUUCUUCAACUUAUUUUCUCGAGACCAAAAUGUGAUUUGCUUCUAUAGUAUUUCACUUUGUAACAUUGUUGAUUUAGGCAUUCUACUUUGAAGAAACACUUUGUAACAUUUUAGGGUUUAUAAUUUUACUUGUUGUCUUUGGUAUGUACCAAGUUGUUGUUUGAUAACCUCUAAAUGGAAUCAUCCAAUGCGGUUAAGGACCUAUACCUUCUCGUCUCUGAAGCAUUAAGAUGUUGAAAUCAUUUGAAAGGUUGUUUGAUAGCUUCUUAAUGGAACCAAUCGGAGGUGUUGUUCAGUGUGUUUGAUACGGCAUUUGAAAGUUAAGGAACCCUACAUUCUCAUUCUUUGAACCUUCGGUUUUAUCAAACAACCCUAAAAGCAUC